Sphaeramia orbicularis (orbiculate cardinalfish) is the source of this 1438-nucleotide messenger RNA. RefSeq names its product NELL2 interacting cell ontogeny regulator 1 (gene nicol1). The record is from RefSeq and is a predicted model, not a curated record. The transcript has 4 exons. NCBI's taxonomy places the organism in Eukaryota, Metazoa, Chordata, Actinopteri, Kurtiformes, Apogonidae. The coding region runs from base 149 to 421 and encodes 90 amino acids.
AGUCUUUCGUGUGGUCCCUCAAGCGAAGGAUGAGGCACACGCAUGCGCACUCAGUAGAUCCAUAAACAAUCCUAGGUGGGCAUCUUGCGCUGAUCUGGUUCUGCAAAACACAUCGGCCGAUUGUAGGCAGCUAAUUGAUCGCGUCGCCAUGGCAUCCAGUGGAUUUGUGCAGGCUGCGGUGCUGCUGCUGGCCCUCCAGCUCCUGUGUCUGGGUGCAGCUGAUGCGGAUCAGGAGACCGGGACUGUGAUCCCCGCAGAGAGUCGCCCAUGUGUGGACUGUCAUGCAUUUGAGUUUAUGCAGAGAGCACUGCAAGACUUAAAGAAGACCGCUUUUAACCUGGAUGCCAGGACGGAGACGUUGGUGCUUCGGGCAGAGAGGAGAGCUCUGUGUGACUGUAUGCCCACCAGCUCACUGGGCUGAACUCUGCUCUGUACAGCCUCUGUUUUCACCUGAGGACACGCCCACCUGCCAUCCCACCCCCACAACACACAAAACAACCCUCCUCCAAAACCUGGACUCACAUACAGAGAUCUCCAUCUUAACUUAUUCACACAAUAGGCACUUUAUUUUCUCGUCUUUAACGUCACGGUCGGGUGAAGCUUAUGAUUUGAUAUCAUGCGUCACAAUUCAUGUUUUAUUUUGCCUUAUUUGUCUUUUAUACCAGUAAUGUUUUAGAUCGUGAAACAUGACUGUACAAUUAGUUUAAUGAUUUUUAUCACUGCAAGAUCUGGGUCAUCUGUCUCCUAUGAAACUAUUUUUUGUACUCUGUAGUAUUUGACUGAUAAUGUAGAUACAGUAGAAUACAUCGGUACAUUUACUUGUUGAAUGUGUUAUAAGAGAUUAAUGUUUACGAUGAUUAUACACUUCAAACUGUAGCAUCUCAUGUUAAAUUUACUGCUCAGAAUAUUAAGAUUUUGAUGAGUUACAUUUUAGGAAUUAGCAAAAAUUUCUCUAAUUUCAGUUUGUAAAAGCAUCAUAAAUGGAUUCAUUUUGGUCUGGUUUUGUUUGGAGAAAGGGUUAGUAAAGGUUAUUAUACUGAAUAUGGAAUAACUGAAGAAUUUUGUAAAGAAAUGUGAACUUUUUGGGCAGAAAAAUUGUACUUGUAUGUCUUGAUUUAGCACAGCACUGUAGCAUGAAUUUACAGCACUUUCUGUUUACCUACUGUUAAUAUAGAAUGUAUGUAUACAUGGGGUAUAUGUACAUGGGUACAUGUAAUAGAGGUGUUUAAAGACUAUGUCCUUUUAGUGGAUGCAAGAACAGUGAUGACUUACACAGUAUCAGAUGAACUGCAAUAUGAGAAGGUGAAGUACGGACACAUUGGCUGCAGUGGGGGCAUAGACAUAGAAAAACUCACUGUCUUGUUAACAUUUUGUCACAAGAAUCCCCAUUUAUUGUCUUACUGUUGUACCUAUUAAUAAAAAUUACGAAUGAUCUUCA